UUGUGGAAGAGGCUGGAAGGAAUGCGGCCCGGGGAGUCGGGCGGCGGGGCGGGGCCGGGCAGGCGCCGCCUCUUACCUGGCCAGGUGGCUCGUAUUUCCCGGGAGCGCAGCAGCGCGAGUGGGAGCGCGACAGGGACAUGGCCGGGUAGAGCGAGACCCGGCGCCCGCGGCAGCAUGAAGAAGAGCCCGGCGGUGCAGGGCACCCUGAGCAAGCUCUUCGGGAAGAAGCACGCCAGCCCCGCCUCCACGUCUCUCUAUGCCACCAACCCGCCCUGGAUCUUCACGCAGGAGGCCCCCGACGAGGGGACCCGGGACUUCGAUGGCAUCUGUUACAGGGAUGCUCGCUUCGACACCGUCAGUGAGUCUGGGACUGCCACGCUGAAGGCCCGGCCCCGCGUGCGGCCCCUGCUGACCUUCCUGCCGCUGAAUGCCCAGGAGAGCCAUGGGCUGGCUGUGCCCACCCCCUCUGUCCCUGAAGAUUUUGCAGACAAAGGUGAGACAGGGGGCAGCUCGCUGGUCAACGGCAGCCUCCGGCUCUACAGCUCUGUGGGGGACCUGAGGCCCGGACCCUAUGGCCAGGACACACUCAUCCCCCCUCCUCCCCCAGGCCCAGCCCCAGGGCCACCCCAGGACUUGCCACAGCCUACAGGGGAGACCCCACCACCGCCCCCUUCCACAGCUCCCCCACCUCCUCCCCUGGUGGUGGAACCCCCACCGCCACCCCCACCCACCCCGCCGUCCACACCCAGCCUGCCCGACUUCAUCCCACCCGCGCCUCCCUUGGCAGUUCUGGCCCCCCCGCCACCCUCUGUGCCGGCCCCAUCCCCCCCAGUUCCUGCAUCUCCUCACACAGAGGGGACUCACCUCUUUCCCCCUGGGGGGGUCACUAAGUGGACACCAGAGGUGGCCCUGAAUGGCAGGCAGCCAGAAACCCCCAAGAUUAGCCCCCCUAGGAGCCCUGCUGAGCUGAGGAGACCAUACCCUGAGACCCACCUCACCGUCCCCCGUUCAUCCAAGGUCCCUCCCCCAACCCCGGUCCGGACCUCAUCCAUCCCAGCUCUGGAAGCCCAAGGGGCUGCCCCAGAGGAAGAGGGCGCCCUUCAGAAGGCCCCCGGCCGCCUCCCACUGCCCCCCAGCUUCCACAUCCGCCCUGCAUCCCAGGUGUACCCAGACAGGACCCCUGAGCCAGACCACUCUAGGGAGCCCGGGGCCGGGGCUCCACACAGCCCAAGACUCAGCCAGGCCAAGGCCCCCACAAAUAAACCAGUUAGGCCUCCGCCACCUCCCCCAGCACCUCCACUUCCUCCCGCCGCACCCCCUCUACCCCCUCCACCCCCUCCACUGCCUUCUGCUGAGCAGGCAGCCCCCGCAGUAGCUGGUUUCCCCAAACUCCCCAAAUCCAGCUUCCCAGCUCUCAAACCCACGCCCAAGUCCAAACCUAAACUCCCCGCCCCAGAGCCCGUGGCCUCCUCAGAGCCCAAAGAUUGGCGAGAUCCCGGGCAGUUGGAGCAGCUGCGGAGCCAGCUGGCAGCCUAUUUCUGUGGGCCCAAGAGGGAGGACAGAGCCCUCGGUCCCAGGCCGGGCCCCGCAGUGGCCGCUCAAGACAAGGAGGGCAAGAAGAGCCCGAGUCCCCCAGGGGAGGCGACCUCCCAAAGCCUGCCUGACAAGACGCCCUUGGGAGUCCCUGAGAAGAGUCCCAGCCUGCCCCUCCCGCCUGUGGACUAUGACCUCCAGGACACCCCCAUCCCCAGUGUCCAGCAGAUCCGGAAGGAGCUGGAGGCCCGGCUGUCUGCAUCUGCAGAGAAGGACGCCAAGCCCAGCGUGGGCUCUCUGCCUCCCAAACCUCAGCUAGAAGGAGGACGCGGCUUGGUCAAGGAGACCAAUGAUGGCAAAUUCCCUAAGCCUGUGGCCAAGGAUCCGCCGCCUUGCUCCACCACACCACUGCAGUCCACGGCCACCGCUGGGCCAGCUGCUGCUCCCAAGGGCACCCCUGGGCUGGCCACACCCCUGGCCACCCUGAAGCCCACCAUGCCAUCCCACCCGAUGGCAGAGAAGGAGCCAGUUCCAGCUGAGCGAGGCGGGCAGCAGGAGCAGCCGGAACCUCAGGAAGGCCCAGCGCCCUCCCAGCCACGGUCAGAAGCACCUGCGACAGGGGUCACCGGGCCACUGGCACCCAAAACAUCACUGGGCCAGGAAGAAGUGCGGCUCCUUUACAAGCCCCACGGCCACCAGAGCAGCCCCAGCUGCGAGGCUGCCACAGGGAGGCCCACGCUGGCCAGAGGAGCGGCCACAGGUCCAGCAGGGCCUGUGGAGCUGAGGGGACCUCAGGACCGGCCGGCCGCACCCCCAGGCCCGUCCCCGCCUGCUGACCAACUGCUUCGGCACCCGGUGACUGGGGAGGUGGUGGAGCGCGGGUCCCCCAUGGCCCUGCUCCUGGCAGCCAGGCAGAGGGCACAGAAGGGGCGGCCUGGAGGGGUUGCCCAGGGCCGGUCCUCCCUGCCUGGGAGCCUUCGAGGCCGCGGCAGCCCGCCAGAGCCCAGGUCAGACGGCGUCUUCCACACAGACUGCAAACCCUACUCCUUCACGGUGGUCCCCAAGGAGGCAGAGAAGGCCAUCCUGCUGCCCAGGUCAGCACAGCCUGCGGUGCCCGGUGAGCCGAAGCCCCCAGAGAGCACAGAGCCAGCCUCGCUGCCUCGGUGGACAGCAACGCAGCCCCACACCCCCGGGGGGACCUGGGACAGGCCCGUCCCCUCCAGCCUCCCCCAGGACCCCUUGCUUCCCAGGUCCCUGUCCUCGCCGCCCUCGCCUUUCUGCAGGAGGCAAGACGAGGAUGAGGAGGAGUUCACUUUCGAGGUCAUUCCACCACCGCCAGAGUUCAGCAACGACCCUGCGCCCUCCGCCCCCAGGGACCUGGGGCGGCCGCCCGCCCUGGCCUUCCCGCGCGCCCUGGCCUUCCCGCGCGUCCCGGAGCGCGGCUCACCCGGGGGCCGCUCGCUCAUCAAGAAGCGGCUGUACAUGGGUGAGCCACCCCGCGCCCCCGGGCCUGGCCGCAGCCAGGGCGCCCCCAACGGCCCCGCGCCGCUCCGCAUCCCCUCGGCCGGACGAACACACCCUGCUGCCAUCCACAGCCGGCGGAUGUCGCUAGAGGGCGCAGUGGCACGGGGCACGGGGGACGCCAAGUACAGGAUGCCUGGGGACACAGCCGGGGAGCACUGCCCCUCGCCCGCCAUGGGCAGGUCGCACAUCAACACGUUCACCGUGAGGCCCGGGACGCGCCAUCCCAUCUCCUACGCCUACCCGCGUGCCCACCGGAAAACCAUGUCCUGAGCCCUCGCCCGCAGCUCCGCUCCGAGGGGCCGGGCCUGGGAAUCUGUCACUGUGGGGGGUGGGAGGGUCAAAGCCGGUGUCAGACAGCCUGAUCCGGACGCGGAGGAGUCUUCGUUCCCCGAAAACAGACAGAUCUAACCACAGCGGAGCCCAGGGAGGCUGUUCCCAAAGCUCCGUGUGGGCGCGGCUGGGGACCCUGCAGAUGUGGGUGGGGAGGGUGAAGAGGGAGGAGAGGGGCAGUCUCGCAGACCCUGAGCCUCCGCUCCCUGGGACUCUUUGCUGUACUGAGAUUCACUGAGAGCAGUUUCUCAAGCGCCGCCUACUGACCAGGUUCUAAGA
This is a messenger RNA of Chinchilla lanigera (long-tailed chinchilla), 3666 nucleotides long. It is a transcript of the gene CUNH6orf132, whose product is annotated as chromosome unknown open reading frame, human C6orf132. NCBI's taxonomy places the organism in Eukaryota, Metazoa, Chordata, Mammalia, Rodentia, Chinchillidae. The record is from RefSeq and is a predicted model, not a curated record. Bases 22 to 3327 code for a protein of 1101 amino acids. The transcript has 5 exons.